Molecule: messenger RNA, 774 nt
Organism: Naegleria fowleri
Lineage: Eukaryota; Heterolobosea; Eutetramitea; Acrasida; Naegleriidae
Exons: 1
Coding region: 1-774 (257 amino acids)
Biological process (GO): fatty acid metabolic process; DNA damage response
Cellular component (GO): mitochondrial matrix
Source: RefSeq, a predicted model, not a curated record
AUGAGACAAACAAUGGGCAAGAUUUUGUCAUCCUCGCAGCCGAAACUUUCAACAAUGCAACUCUCUUCAUUGCCAUCGUCCCUCGGCGAUCAAUCCGCGGCUUCCAUUCUCAAUCCCUCACUCAAAGAAAUACCUCCAACUGCUUUCUACCAUCCAACAUUCAUUUCCAAUCCCAAUCAUUUGAACACCAUUUGGAACGAAUUGAAAAGCCUCUAUCAACACCAACCUUUUAUUGCAAAUCCUGCUCUGAAGCGAUCCAUUUUCAAUGUUCAUUCAGAGGCUCAAGUGAAGCGAUGUGCCGACAUGUACUUUCCAACCUUGCUUUCGUACAUUCAAUCACUAGCACCCUACUUUUAUAAAAGGACUCGAGAUGCUACUUUCCGAACAGUCAUGUCUUUACAAGAUUUAGUGACGGCCAAAACACCCAACAUCAUUCCAAACACAAUCCAAUUCAAUCAUUACCAACAUAUUGAAAAGAGUGGAUGUCCUCUUCAUAUCGACAGCCGAGGGCUGGGACCCACCAUAGGUCUGCUCUCCUUUGGAAAUGAUGCAACGAUGAGCUUCUUGUUGGAUCCUCCUUCCAACUAUACCAUUGAGCAAGUUCAGGCAUGUCCUGACGAAUUGAGGGUAUUUCUACCGAAUGGAUCUCUGAUCAUUUUGGCCGAUGACAUUCGUUACAAGUAUGUGCAUGGCAUUCGUCCUGAGAUACAGAAGAGAAAUCCAAAUCUGGAUCAUGCAGAGAGAUUUUCAGUAGUUUUUUGGUAUCAAGAUUAG